GUUAAUUAUUUUAAAUUUGUGAGGAUAUCAACAUGUUCUGGUUAUUUAUUGUGUUGAUCGGUUGCAUGUAUUUUGUGCGUUACAAACAGAAAAUGAGGAAAUUUGAAGAGUUAUCUAAGAAAUUACCAGGGGACCUGUUACGCCUGCCUGUGGUUGGUCAUGCGCAUUACCUGGCCGGAAGCGACGAAGACAAUAUGAAAGCCAUUCAAAGGGUGGGAAGGAUAGCGGUGAAACGCGACGGCCUUGCAACCUACUGGAUGGCCCAUAAACUGUACCUUGUUGUGGCCGAUCCAGUAGUAGCGGAACUGAUGCUAAAAUCGCAUCUAGAAAAAGAUAGUACAAUGGAGAUCUUACAAUUCCUUGUCGGUAAUGGAAGCAUUUAUGCACCAGUAUCCAUUUGGCGCCCCCGCCGCAAGAUCUUGGCUCCAACCUUCAACAUCAAGAAACUGAAUCGUUUUGUGGACGUGUUCGCCAAUCAAAGCGCUCUGAUGGUGAACAAACUGAGACCAUUGGCUGGGAAGGGGACGUUUCCCGUUUGGAAGUUCCUGACUAGCUACACCUUUCACUCUGUUUGUGAAACCACACUAGGCGUGCAGACUAACGCUGAUGAGGACAAACAAUUCAUUGAACCCUUCGAGGAAGUCAUAGAGCAAAUAACGUGGCGCAUGCUGCAGCCCUGGUUGCACCCAGACUGGAUCUAUCGCCUACUUCCCCAGUACAAAAAGGCGGACAAAUGCAGACGUACUAUGUACCAAUUUGUUGACAAGAUUAUCAAACUUAAAAGGCAGGAAAUGGAAGAGAAACAGCGCGAGGUUGGCUUUGCACCUAAGCCAGAUUCCUACCUCGGUUUCCAGUCUCUACUAGAGAUGCUUCUAGAAACUUCCCUUAAAGUGAAAGGUUUCACUGAUUUGGAGCUGCGCGAAGAGGCCUUGGUGAUGAGUGCAGCUGGCACGGACACGUCGGCUGUCGCCGCAUCGUUCGCUCUCGUCAUGCUGGCACGGCACCCUGAAGUCCAGGAGAAGGUGUUUGAAGAAUUGAACGAAGUAUUGUACUGCCCAGAUAAAGCUGUAACAGCAGCAGAUCUCCCAAACCUCAAGUACCUAGAAGCUGUGAUAAAAGAAACGUUGAGGCUUUAUCCACCAGUUCCAAUAAUUGUACGGACAGUCACUAGUGCCACUGAGCUACCAUCUGGAGUGACAGUACCCGCGGGUACGGGUAUUGUCAUGCACAUCUGGGCAACGCACCGCAACCCUCGCUAUUGGGGCCCAGAUGUAGACUCAUUCAGGCCGGAGCGCUUCCUGGAGCCCCUCAAGCACCCCGCGCAGUUUGUACCGUUCAGCGUUGGCCUGAGGAACUGCCUUGGGUAUCAAUACGCCAUGAUGUCCCUGAAGACAGUUUUAGCAACGGUCCUGAAAGAGUACCGUGUUCUACCACCAGCUGAAGCUGACAUGAAGACCCUAAACGAACCCAUCAGGGUGAAAUAUGACGUCAUGAUGAAAGCAGUGGACAUGUUUAAGAUACAGUUAGAAGUCAGAUCACCGACUAAUUCUAGAAACAUUGGAUGAUUACUCUGAUGCUGUAGAAUAGAGAGCAUUGUGUUUAAAUAGCUUUAAAAAUACUAAUUACUUUGGAAUUUACAAUGUGUAAGGAAUUCAUGACAGCAUCAUGCUCCUAAGCAGAGCUACUUUAGCUUUAAUGAAUUUUCAUAUUUUGAAAAAUACUUAUAUUUGUAACAUCUAUGAAAUUUUAGGCACAAUUGGAAAGUAUAUUAGGUACUAAUUUCGUUUUAAGACUUAUUACAUUCAUUGUGGUUGCACAAACAGACUGCUUCGGUAGGCUAGUAAAUUUAGAAUUAUUACGUAUAGAAUUAUAUGGUGUCAAAAAGCUUAUUUGUUUACUAUUAAUAAAUUUAUCAAGUCGGAUCGGCGAAAGAGAUGAGAUGAAGCAGGAAAUAACACGUCAACAUGUUUAUUGUUUUUUGUAGAUAUUUUUCUAUAGGUAUGUUAAAAUUCACAUACCUACGCUGAGAUGGUUCGGCCCAAAAGUGAUAGUUAAAAUUAAAGGUAAUUAGCAAUUGUUGACAAGAGCAAAACGUAACUUCCCAAAACAAGGGAUGAUAUUGAUUAUAGUUUUAAAUUUUGAUUAUUGAAAACUACUAGUACAAUCGAAAGUUUUAAUUUAUGAUCGAUUUUGUACCUUGUCGCGGUGACGAUAGUAUGAGGGUCUCUAGCGACUUUCAUAUUGACCGUCACUGUGACAAGGUACGAAAUGGGUCAUAAAUUAAUACUUUCCACCGUACCUUAGGUACUUAACCUUUUACCACAUAAAUACGCUAUAAUUUAUGUGGUAAAAAGUUAUUUCGGUUUAAAGAUUCUUUAUUCUCAUAAGAAUUUAUACAAUUCACUUAAAAUGAGAACUUUAUUUACAUAUUAUUAUUACAUAUACAUUUUAUUUACAUAUUUUAUGUCACAAAAGGAGCGACGGACGUUGAUUUAAAUUACAUUUCACAUUUAAAAUUUC
This is a messenger RNA of Cydia fagiglandana, 2520 nucleotides long. RefSeq names its product cytochrome P450 4d8-like. The transcript has 10 exons. The record is from RefSeq and is a predicted model, not a curated record. NCBI's taxonomy places the organism in Eukaryota, Metazoa, Arthropoda, Insecta, Lepidoptera, Tortricidae. Gene Ontology annotation, molecular function: iron ion binding; heme binding; oxidoreductase activity, acting on paired donors, with incorporation or reduction of molecular oxygen. The coding region runs from base 33 to 1565 and encodes 510 amino acids.